Molecule: messenger RNA, 1485 nt
Organism: Daphnia carinata
Lineage: Eukaryota; Metazoa; Arthropoda; Branchiopoda; Diplostraca; Daphniidae
Exons: 3
Coding region: 35-1309 (424 amino acids)
Source: RefSeq, a predicted model, not a curated record
GUUCAAGUGCCUUAACAUUAACUUGCCAUCCAGUAUGAUGAAGUUCCUUAUUCUCAUAGUGUUGGUGUCCAUUGUAGUUUCUGAAGCUCGUUAUGACAAGCAAACAUCACCUCCCAGGGAGCCAUACAAUCCUCUUCCAGCACACGAAUCCAGCAGCCCAAUGCCUUACAAGUUUGGUUACGAAGUCAAGGGCGAUGGUUACACUAGUUUUGGUGAUACGAGAGUUGGAGAUAGACAAGGUAAAGUGUCAGGAUCGUACCACGUUCAGCUUCCUGAUGGACGUCACCAGCACGUCACUUACAAAGAUGAAGGAAAAGGAUUUAUGGCUGAUGUCAAGUACGACGGAGAGGCCAAAUACACUGAGUCUAAGUCAGUCGAGUACAAGGAACUAGCAGACGCUUACGGGACAUCCUACAAGUCAGCUGAUUAUGGGCUGUCCUACGUGAAGCCGUCCUACAAGGAGCUAUCCUAUGAAAAGUCAUUCAAAGAGAAUCAAUUAAACGAAUGGGAGAAUGAAAAAUCGCGAAAAUCAUACGAUGAGAAGUCAAAAGAACGAGUUGACGCAGGACCAGUUUAUAAUUUUCCGACGGCCUUGUUUUAUCAGGAGAUAUCGAGCACUACGUCAUCAUACGAGGAACACGAAUACACCCCAACCAGCGACAAGCCUGUCUACACUACCCAAAUUUCACACACAACGAAGAAGUACAGUGCUCCUACUCCGUCUAGCACGUCGUUUUGGAAACCCAUUUCUGUUACAUCGACUUACAAGCCUGUUUACACAACAGCAAACUACAAAACAUCGAUUUUCACAACCCCAGCACCUAUAACUCCUACCACCUCAAACUAUCGUAAACCCAUUUACUCCACCGAAGCCUAUAAGAAAACGAUCACCACCAAGGCUUAUAAAAAGCCUGUCACUACCCCAGUGUACAAGGCGCCUGUUCCCACUACCCCUGCGUACAAAACUCCGUCUACCAGCAAAACGCACAAGCCUUCUUAUCCUGUCACUACCCAAGCUUACAAGAAGCCCAUCUAUUUCGAUCCGGUUUAUAAGACUCCUGUUGUUACUACCCCAGGUCCAAAACAUUACAAGAAUCAUCCUUACACUCCCAAAGCUUACAAGGCAGCAUCUUACCAGAUCUUACCUCAAAAAGCGUUCGCUGUUUACAAACCACAUUCGAAUAAGGUUCCCGACAUAACACGAGUUGCUCCGUACACUGCUCCGGUGUACAAGACUCCUAUUUACAUAGCUCCAGGGUACAAUAACGUUUCUCCUAACAAAGUGGCAACUUACAAACCCGCAAAGUAAGUACACGUGAAACAUAUACAAGGGACAAGCAGCGCGAGACCCCAAAACCAUUAGUUGAUUUCUAAGUUCAAUGUUUUCCACAAUUAUCACUGUUGUAUGCUCCCUUUUCAUGUGUGUAAUGUGUGCACUCAGACAUAUUGCUGAUCGUUCUAAAAAUAUAAGAGCCUUGUUUGAAA